AUGAACCACGUAGCCGACUCCAUCCCCUCCGACCUCCUCGCCAUUCCUCCUCUGUCCUCCCAAACCCCCCUACCUCAGCCCCUCUACAAACCGAUCAAAAUUCUCGUGAUUCACGGCCACGGCUCCUCCUCCUCCCGCGCUUUCUACAAAUACCGCGGCCUACAGCCUCUCAUCCGGCACCACAUCAUGCACACCCUGCACCGCGACGUCGAGUUCUACUUCCCGAACGCCCCGCUGCUGCCGGCCGGUUUCGAGCCCGGUAUGUGGACCUGGGGGCUUGGCGAUUAUCGCGUAGAUCGCGUCCCGGGGCUGCAGGAGUCGGUUAGUUUCUUGGUGCGGUACAUGGAAGAGCAUGGGCCUUUCGAUGGCGUUAUGGGGAGCUCGGCCGGCGCUACUGUUGCUAUUGUCGUGGCGUCGUUGCUCGAGGGCGAUCUGCUCAGAGGGGGGUGUGAGGAGGUUAAGAUGAAGACAAACCAUCCCCCCCUCAAAUUCAUGAUCUCCUACAGCGGCUUCAAAAUGGGCCACGCGCGCUACCGCUCCAUCUAUCGCCCCAAGAUCCAAACCCCGAUUAUGCAUUUCAUCGGCGAGCUGGACACUUACAUCCCCGGUACUUUGACGCUGAAGCUGGCCGAGCGCUGCGUCAAUAAUCAGGUCGUGUAUUUCCCCGGUGGGCAUUAUAUUCCGCGGUUGAAGAGGACUACUGUCGCGGCUGCGGGAUUCAUUUGCGAUUGUUUGGAUAUUGGUGGUUGUGAUGAUGAGAGUGAGUGGGAGGAGGUUGAUGAUGAUGAUUUGUAGAUCUUUUUCAGACUUGUUUCUUUUUCCUUUGGUUGUUUUGUUUGUUGAAG
Messenger RNA from Aspergillus steynii IBT 23096, 845 nucleotides. Its product is annotated as alpha/beta hydrolase. Gene Ontology annotation, cellular component: cytoplasm; nucleus. Bases 1 to 795 code for a protein of 264 amino acids. The record is from RefSeq and is a predicted model, not a curated record. Lineage: Eukaryota; Fungi; Ascomycota; Eurotiomycetes; Eurotiales; Aspergillaceae. The transcript is spliced from 3 exons.